Messenger RNA from Microthlaspi erraticum, 1395 nucleotides. The record is from the annotation of a GenBank genome assembly. NCBI's taxonomy places the organism in Eukaryota, Viridiplantae, Streptophyta, Magnoliopsida, Brassicales, Brassicaceae.
AUGGGAUGCUGUCAAUCGACUUUCUUGAAACCGUCGUCAUUGCAUGCCAAAAAAACCUCCGACGAUCUUGGAAAACGCACUAAUCGCCACCGUCAUCGUAACCACAACAACAACGAGGGCGGUGGCGGCAGGGGAUGGCAUUUUUCCAACGUUCCGGACUUCUCCGAGUUCUCCGCAGCGGAUCUUCGCGACGCAACCAACAAUUUCAGCGUCAAUUCCGUCGUUUCGGUUUCUACCGACCAAACACCAAACGUUGUUUACCAAGGUUGUCUUCGAAAGAAAGACAAAAACAUCCGUCGAAUCGCCGUUAAAAAAUUCUCAAAAUCAACCUGGCCUGAUCCCAAACAAUUCGUUUCAGAAGCUCAAGCUAUUGGGAAAAUGAGGCACACGAGGCUGGUGAAUUUGAUAGGUUAUUGCUGUGACGGAGACGAAAUGUUGCUUGUGUCGGAGUACAUGCCCAAUGAAACCCUAACCAAACAUCUAUUUCACUGGGAGAAACAAACCAUGGAGUGGGCUAUGCGAUUGAGAGUUGCACUUUAUGUAGCUGAAGCUUUAGAAUAUGGCAAACAGAGUGGACAUAGCUUGUACCAUGAUCUCAAUGCUUAUCGGGUUCUCUUUGAUGAGAAUGGGAAUCCUCGGCUUUCAUGUUUUGAAUGGAUGAAAGAUAGCAAAGAUGGCAAAAACUUUAGCACAAACCUCGCUUAUACACCGCCUGAAUAUAAUACAACUGGUACGUUAAUUCCAGAGAGUGUCGUCUUCAGCUUUGGGACGUUUCUUAUGGAUCUUCUUAGUGGCAAACAUGUCCCUCCAAGUCAUGCGGUUGAUACAAUUCAAAAACAAAACCUACCUGCCUUGAUAGAUUCACACCUUGAAGGAAACUAUCCAGAGGAAGAAGCAGCAUCGGUGUUUGACUUGGCUUCCAAAUGCCUCCGCAAUAACCCUAAGGACAGGCCUGAGUUUAAAGAUAUCAUCUCAAGUCUUGCUAAACUUCAACACAAACUAGAUGCUCCGUCUUACGCUAUGCUUGGGAUAUUGAAACUCGAAAAACUUGAAACGGAACCUUCGAGUUCUGUCAUUUACGAUGCAUGUCACCGCAUGGACCUCACAGCUCUUCAUCAGAUUCUUGAAGCGAUGGAUUACAAAGACGAUGAGUUCAUAGAUACAGGGAUCAUGAUCUCUCCGACAGUAUAUGCAAGAAGAAGCAUGUGCCAUAUGUUGUGCGACCAGCCAGAUGAAGCACUCCGAGACGCGAUGCAAGCACAGUGUGUCUAUCCAGACUGGCCCACUGCGUUUUACCUUCAGGCGGUGGCUCUUGCAAAGCUGAAUAUGCUCCAAGACUCAGCUAACAUGCUCAAAGAAGCUGCUAUAUUGGAAGACAAGAGGCUCGUAAACUGA